Messenger RNA from Recurvomyces mirabilis, 1329 nucleotides. RefSeq lists its product as uncharacterized. The record is from RefSeq and is a predicted model, not a curated record. The transcript is spliced from 2 exons. NCBI's taxonomy places the organism in Eukaryota, Fungi, Ascomycota, Dothideomycetes, Mycosphaerellales, Teratosphaeriaceae. The coding region runs from base 1 to 1329 and encodes 442 amino acids.
AUGCAGAACGAACGGCCCCAGAAGCUCGACGGCCCAGUACCCGGCUGCCUUGUUCAGCUUGUAGGCCGGAAGCGUAUUCUGCAGCAUAUGCGUAGAGCUCCGCACGAAAUCAAUCUAGACCACAACAAGACUGGUCCUCAAGGUGGCAACGAGUCUCUUCGCCGCCAGAAGCAUACUAAGAGGUAUGCAAGGUGGUUAGAAGCUCAAGGUCUUCCCAUCGAUGUGACGUUCUUCACCAACGUCGAUGAUGAAUUGAAGAGCGUUGAAGGUUGGGAGGACGUCCACUUGUCUGAAGACGAUCAACUGGCCGGGCACAGUACACAAGCAGAUGAAGACGAGGAUGAAGAUGAGACUCCUGCGUCAAGCAGUGGAGACGAUGUUCCCUUGAUUAGGCCAGUGAGCCAACGCCGGAAACGAUACACGAUUCACGAGGGAGAGGAUGACGAGGAAGACAGAGGACUUUCAUUGAGUGGCAGCAACAUGGAUUAUGCGGCCAACCAGAAGGAGAAUGUUGAGAAUGAUCAUGAACCUACUGACGAAGGAAAUUCUUAUUGGCGGCCAGCGGGCUGGGCGGAAGAUGAUAAAAAAAGCGAGAUGUCGACCAAAGCCAGGCUCAAAUGUCCUGUUCCAGGCUGCAAGUGCGAGCGUAGCUUGCGCAAGAGAAUGUAUGGUCAUCUCCGCAGCAAGCACAAUAUACCACUUUCGAUCUACACUGGAGGCAACCUCGAUGCUUUGCGUCGCAAACACGCUGCCGAAUUUGGCCAGUGGUUGGAGGAAGAAGGCUACAAGGUCGACGUGAGCUUUUUCGGCGCAAGUACGGUGGACAGCCAGCAGGCUACGAACACGACCUUCGAAGAUGACUAUGAGGAGCCUGGUGACCAUGGCGAUGAGGAACAAGAAGUGCCCGACCGGGCAGAAACUGAGACGCACGACAAUGCUAGGGUGAGGCAGUCGAGCGAUAAGGUGUCUUUAGACAUUCCCGAUGAUGGCAAAGCAGACCAUGAACCAUAUCAUGGAGAUUUAGCCUAUAUGCGCUUGCUGCGAGAGCGCCUGGAGCUCUUCUGCGAUGCGCAAGGCCAACCGACGGAGGUAGAAUUUGACAUCGAGCACAUCGCCAUCCUCAUCUGCAACGUCGAUGAUCCGGCCAUAGAUCGGUGGGAAGGGUUCUGUGAGCAAAGACGGUGGACGGAGAAUGAUGUGGAAUGGAUCAAGACGUACGUCUUCAAGAUCGUGCCGCAGUGGCGUGGUGCCAUCACGAGUAGGCAUGUGAUCGACGAGCUGAUAUCGCAGUUCAACAGUGUGUUUCAGGCGCGAGUCGGAUUGGUGUAG